This is a messenger RNA of Owenia fusiformis, 2851 nucleotides long. Lineage: Eukaryota; Metazoa; Annelida; Polychaeta; Sabellida; Oweniidae. The record is from the annotation of a GenBank genome assembly.
CGUGUAGCUUACACAUAAAGGUUUAUAAAAAUGUGAUAAUGUGUAAUACUUAAUUCAAAAUUAAGAGACAGAUUGGCGUUUAGAUAACAAGAUCAGUGCAUAGUAACUGUUUACAGUAAUGGAGGUUUUGGAGAAUGUAAAAUAGUUGUGAUGUGAGUGCUAGCAGAACCACCUGAACUCGAUAAAGGCCAAGAUCGCGCUGUGCGUAACAUAGUACUACGUUCCACGUUCGGACAUUGGAUGUAGCAUAUCGUCUGCAUCUCAUUCAUAUCAGUAAGGAUCUCUGUGCUUGGAUUAAGGAUGAGCCAACUUGUAGACCAUAUCAAGAUGGAUUGCAGUAUUACAAAGAUGCUCCUCCUCAUCUGCGUUAUGACACCAAUGAUCGUGGCACAAGUUGAAAUGGAUUACGCGCUUGGUGACGCUUACGAAAGUAGGGUUUCUCUCCGUACUAUAGAACUAAAUCAAACAGAGGAAGAAAUAUUAGUGUAUGAACCUGAUGAAGUUUCCAUAGCACCCGUAUCACAAGACGUCAUCACUCCAGCUUACCACCCAGUUUCUGCAAUUCCCCCAGAGGAACAGAGUUACCUGGCAACGGAUAGCCCCCUGGGGGCAACAAGAAGCAUCAAAGUUCAGUCAGAUAACACUGGCCUACCAGUAGAGACAUCUAUACAAAUCGACACUAGUGAAUCUCGUAGUGAUGUCGUGGAUCCUGUAGCUAUAGCAACCAGCUCAGUUGAAGAGGUUUCCAUGGCAACCGACUCAGUUGAAGAGGUUUCCAUGACAAUGGUUGAUAAAGUCAGAUUUGAGUUGACGUCUAUUUAUAGGGAUAUAGACCCAACUUCCGUAUCAACUAAUUUUGAAGUUGUUCCUACUGCCAUGAACCAAGUAGAACAUGAUUUUACAAACUCAAAUAAUCUUACAAAUACAAGUGAAGUGAUGGACACGACAAACUCUGGUGUAGUAACAAACACUAGCACUAAUUAUGAUACUGCAGAAACAAACACCAGCACUAACUAUACUGUAGUAACAAACACCAGUGGUAUUGUCACAAGCACUACAGACGUAAUAAACACUAGUAAAGUAACGAUAAGCGAAAGUGCUAUAACAAACAUAAGUGAAGUAACAAACACUAGUGACUAUGUAACAAACACUACUUAUGUAACAAACACUAUUGCCACCGCAAGUGAAAUGACAAAUACUAGUUAUUUAACAAAUACUAGUGCUAUGACAAACACUAGUAAUUUAACAAACAUUACUGGUGCCGUAAUUAGUGAUAACACAACACCAUCACUGCAGGGUUCUAUUGAUAUAAGUGAGACAUAUGCACUACAAUCUACCCCUGUUUUGCUGGUUGACAGUACAUCUGAGCUGUUGGACUCAAUGAUAACCGCAACAAUGGUUCUUAAUACUCAAUCUAUCAAUUCUGAAUACUUGAAAAGUUCAGCAUUGUCGAGAUUUAUAAAAUCGACAGAGGAGUAUAUGCCCCUGUUUGGAAACGUGACGCCAUCUUGGCUGUUUCCCGUUAUUCCACCUUCGCCUCCCCCUUUAACUGUGUCCAAGACAACAAUAGUUACUAUGGCAACGUCUUAUGAUAUUGGGACAAAUGAAAGUGAAUUAGACAGUGGAAACUCAAGUGACGUCUUCAACAACUAUUCUGCAACUGUUGAAAUUCUCGGGACUCAGUUAUUGGAUACUAUGGUAACAGCAUCUGUUCACCCAAUCAGUGACAUUAUUUCAUCAAGUGCUAUGACAACUGCGUCAGUUACCAUGACAACGGUGCCCCCAUUAAAGGAUUUGCUAAUGAUACUUACAUUUAGUGGAAAUUGUACUGCAUUGCAAGAAUCAACCGAAACAAGUUACCAUUUUAAGAAAAUCUUAGUUGGACUUCUAUCACAAAUGUUGGAUAUUGACAUCAACCAAAUCACAGUACCUGAUUUAAAAUGCGGAUCUGUUGAUGCCACCGUCUUAAUAAAAACAAAAGACCCGGAGAGAAUAAUUAAAAAUGUCGGGAGUAUAAUUGAUGACAAAAGAUUAUACAUUGACAUAAAUACUGGACAUUACAUGUGUGGAAAAAUGACUGUGAUUCCACUCGGAGGGAAGAAACCAUUUGAACCUGCUCCAGUCGAGAAAGUUGAAACCGGAUUCAAUAGUCUGUCACAUACCGAUCGUGUCAUUAUCAUCUCCACCACAAUCAUCAUAGCGUCGCUAUGCAUCAUGGGAGCAGUAAUGUGCUUCAGGGAGUGUCACGCACGACGAAAAUCCCAAUCGUUUGAUCUCGGUGAAACACCUGCUGUGUGUAAACCGACUGAUGAAUUUUCAUUGAAGAAAAUGAACCGCCCCCCUACAAUUUAUAACGACGAUGGGUCGGUGUCGCCCGUUAUACACGAGAUUCCUAACAUUAUCCCAAUGUCUGAGGUCCAGGACUUCCCUGACGUCCCAUAUUAUGGAAAAUAUCUUAAAUCUAGUGAUGUGGUGGUUCAUGAUCUAACUGACCAAUCACCAGAUAGAAAUGCAGAUUCAGCAAAUUCCAGAUUUAAUGACAGACCAAAUGAAAUGCAGAGAUAUUCAACAGAGAACCUAAUCUCACCGAGAAUAGAGACAUCAAAUGGUGUUGAUAAUCCGAUUUUUGUAGAUGACGAAGACAAGUUGUGAAUAGUGAGAUGACACGGCCUUUUAUACAUUUAUAAUCAAUAUAAAAAUACUCAUGACCAGUUUUAUAGUUUUGGGAUAAGUGUAAAUUAUCAAGGAAAGUAAGAACGAUGGAAUAGAGGACCCCUUAGUAUGUUAUACCUCCCAAAAAGAAAAGUUUGGAUUUAUGUUUGUUUAUGAUACAUGUAGUUUCAAUAAACUA